AUGGCAACAGCAAACAUUAGAGUACAAUGUUCUAUCUGUAAUAAAGGAAAUACAACAUAUAUUUGUCGUGGUUGUUCAAAAGAUUUUUGUUUCCAACAUUUAACAGAACAUCGCCAGAUUCUUCAAAGACAAUUAGAUGAAAUUAUUAAUGAUCAUGAUCAAUUUCAACACACAAUUAUUCAACAAAAACAAAAUCCACUAAAUUCUUCUUUAAUUCAACAAAUUAAUCAAUGGGAAAAAAAUUCAAUGCAUCAAAUUCAACAAACGGCACAACAAUGUCGAGAAACAGUGAUGAAACUAACACAAAAAUCGAUUAAUGAUGUGGAAAAAAAGUUUAUUGAAUUAUCUAAGAAAUUAAAAGAAAUUCGUGAAGAAAAUGAAUUUAAUGAAAUUGAUUUAAAUCAUUUUCAAUUAAAGUUAACACAAAUUUCAGAAGAAUUUCUUCAACCAUCAGAUAUUUCUAUUCGACAAGAUUCACAAGAAUUUAUCAAGAAAAUUUCAGUUGUUUCAUCAUUCGAUUCUUAUCAAUCAAAUUAUUCUACAAUUAGUACAGCAACCAUGUCAAAGAAUCAAAUAACAACAAAUCAAAUAUCAACUCAAUCUCAAAUAAAACUAAAAGAAAUUCAAACAAAAAAGAAGGAAUAUCAACAGCUUGCAAUUACUGUUGUUGGAGGAAAUAAACAAGGACAGGGAUUAAAUCAGCUGUAUAAUCCUGAAGGUAUCUUUAUUGAUAAUGAUAAAUCCAUUUAUAUUGCUGAUUCUAAUAAUCAUCGUAUUGUUAAGUGGAAAUUGAAUUCAAAUACUGGUCAAGUCAUUGCAGGUGGAAAUGGACAAGGAAAUCAAAAUAAUCAAUUAAAUGGGCCAAGAGAUAUAAUUUUUGAUAAAAAAAAUAAUUCUUUUAUUAUUUCAGAUCAUGAAAACCAACGAGUAAUUCGAUAUUUUGAUAAUAAUCAAACAGAUCAACAAAUUAUUAUUUCAAAUAUUUAUUGUUAUGGUCUGGCAAUCGAUAAAAAUGGAUUUAUUUAUGUUUGUGAUUAUAAGAAUCAUGAAGUAAGACGAUGGAAACAAGGCGACAAAAAUGGAGAAUUAGUUGCAGGUGGAAAUGGUAAAGGAAAUCAUCUUAAUCAACUCGAUCAUCCUACUUAUAUCUUUAUUGAUGAAGAUUAUUCUCUUUAUAUAUCAGAUAAUUCGAACAAUCGUGUAAUGAAAUGGAAAAAAGGUGCAAAAGAAGGAAUCAUUGUUGCUGGCGGAAAUGGUCAAGGAGGUGGUCUCGAACAAUUGUAUUUUCCUCUGGGAGUGAUUGUUGAUCAUUUGGGUCAAAUCUAUGUGGCAGAUUGUGGGAAUCAUCGAGUAAUUCGUUGGUGUGAAGGAGAUGCAGAAGGUGAAAUUGUGGUUGGUGGAAAUAGAAAAGGAAGCCAAUCAGAUCAAUUGAAUUUUCCUAGAGGUACUGAAUAUACUGUUCCUGGUCUUGUUGAUGGCAAAGAAUAUGAAUUUCGUGUUGCUGCCGUUAAUAGAGCUGGUCCAGGAGAAUAUGCUAAAACCGAAGGACCAAUUCAAGCUCGUCCACCUGAUGUUGCUCCACAUGCUGUUGGUUUCAGUGCAUUUAGUCCAAAAGAAAUCAUUGUUCGUGCUGGUGAAGAUCUUAAAAUUACUGUACCAUUUGUUGGUUCACCUGCACUACAAGUUACAUUUGCUAAAAAUGGCGAUGAAAUUAAACCUGAUGGAAAUAAUCAAGUAACUGUUAAAGAUGGUAUUGCUGAACUUAUUGUACCAAAAGUAAAAGCUGGUGACACUGGUUUAUAUUCAUGUACUUUGAAAAAUCAUCUUGGACAAGAAACUGUUCAAAUGAAAGUUAUUGUUGUUGAUAAAUUAGAUACACCCGAAGGACCAUUAAAUAUUUCUGAUGUAAAACCUGAUUCAUGUUUAUUGACAUGGGAACCACCCAAGACUGAUGGUGGUUCACCAAUAACUAAUUACAUCAUUGAAAAAUUUGAUACGAAAAAAGGCGAAUGGCAAAAAGUAUCAAGUUUUUGUCGUUCACCAUUUUAUGAAGUUACUGGACAUAAUGAAGGUUCAGAAUAUAAAUUUCGUGUUUCGGCUGAAAAUCUUUACGGACAAAGUGUACCAUUGGAAUGUGAAAAACCAAUUAUCGCAAAAAAUCCUUUUGAUGCACCACAAGGUCCAGCUAAUGUUGAAGUUGGUAAACAAACAGAAAAUUCAGUUACAUUAAAAUGGGAUAAACCUAAAAAUGAUGGUGGUUCAAAAGUAACUGCUUAUCAAGUUGAAAUACGUAAACCAGAUAGUGAUAUAUGGGAAAUUGCAAGUGAUUAUCCAAUUAAAGGAAAUGAUUUUACAGUUGAUAAUCUUUCAACAGGAAAACCAUACGAAUUUCGUGUUAAAGCUAAAAAUGCUGCUGGUUGGGGAGAAUAUACUAAACUUGAUCGACCAGUUACACUUAAACCUGAUAGUGUUGCACCUUCAUCACCUGGUAUACCAGAAGUGAAAAAAGUUGGUAAAAACUAUGUUGAAUUAGCAUGGGCCACACCAACGAAUGAUGGUGGUUCAAAAAUAACUGGCUAUAUUGUUGAAAAACGACCAGCUGGUACUGAUCAAUGGGUUAAAGCAUCACCAUAUAUGUCAAUUGAUAAUAAUGCUACAAUAACUGAUUUACCCGAAAAUGGUGAAGUUGAAUUUCGUGUUAAAGCAGUUAAUAAAGCUGGUGAAAGUGAACCAAGUUCAACAACUGGUCGAGUUAAAAUAACUGAAUAUCCAAAUGGACGAGCACCAACAUUUGUUAAAAAAUUAACAGAUACAAGUGCACCUCUUAAUGGUGAAGCAACAUUUACAAUUGAAUUUGAUGCUAAUCCAGCACCUGAAGUUAAAUGGUUUCGUAAUGGUUUAGAAUUAUCAUCAUCUGGUCGUUAUCGUAUUGUUACAAGAACAAAUGAAUCGAAAUCGACAUUGAUAUUCAAUGAAGCUUGGGAUAGUGAUAAUAAUUCAAAGAUUUCAUGUGAAAUUGUUAAUCCACUUGGACGUGACACAUGUGAAGCUGUUUUUCAUGUUAAAACACCACCUAAACUUACACGUGAACCAGAAGAACAACGAGUUCCAUUGGGUGAUACAUUAAAAGUUAAAAUUCCUAUUACUGGAAAAGGUCCAUUUAAAUUUCAAGUUAAUAAAGAUGGUCAAUCAUUAGCUAAUGAUGAUCGUGUACGUAUUCAAGAAUUUGAUGAUUUUAUUGUUGUUACAAUACCUGAUACUGAACGAGAAGAUGCUGGUAAAUAUGCAAUUAAUGUUGCUAAUGAUUCAGGAUCAUGUAAUGUUCCUUUGAAAGUUAAAAUCAUUGCACCACCACUUCCUCCAACUGGUCCACUUGAAAUAUCAAAUGUAUCGAAAAAUCGUGCAACACUAUCAUGGAAACCACCAAAAGAUGAUGGUGGUAGUAAAGUAACUGGUUAUGUUGUUGAACGACGUGAUACAUCAAAAGGAGCCGAUGCUUGGAUAGCAGGUACACAAGCAUGUAAAGAAACAACAUUUACUGUUCCAUCAUUACUUGCUGAACAUGAAUAUGAUUUUCGUGUUAUGGCUAUUAAUGAAAAUGGCACUAGUGAACCAUUACGUUCAACAGCACCAACUACUGCUAAACUUCCAUUCAAACUACCUGGUUUACCUGGACAACCAAAUAUCACUGGAAUGACAAAUAAUACUGUCACACUUAAUUGGGAGAAACCAACUUCUCAUGGUGGUGGUCCUAUAACUGAUGCUGAAGGUAAUGAAGGUCAAACAAUUACAUUAGAAUGUGAAGUUACUGGAACACCUAAACCUGAUGUUGAAUGGUUCAAAGAUACAAAAGAAAUUUCUCGAGGUGCUAAAUAUACUAUAACACGUGAUGGUGAUAAAUGUAUUUUGGUUAUUAAUAAUGCCACACCAGAUGAUGUUGAUGAAUACAGUAUUAAAGCACGUAAUAAAGGUGGUUCAAGAAUGUGUCGUUGUAAUGUUAAUGUUCGAUAUGGAAAUGAUAUAACAAAAUAUAAAAAUGUUUCAAUUGAUGUUAGUAAUCAAGCUAUUACAUUAACUAUUCGAAAUAGAGAUAAAAAUACAACUGGUCGUCAACAAGAACGAGCUACACUUAAAUAUGAAAGUAUCUAUGAUUAUUAUGAUAUUGUUGAAGAAAUUGGACAAUAA
This is a messenger RNA of Adineta steineri, 4185 nucleotides long. NCBI's taxonomy places the organism in Eukaryota, Metazoa, Rotifera, Eurotatoria, Adinetida, Adinetidae. The record is from the annotation of a GenBank genome assembly.